Molecule: messenger RNA, 657 nt
Organism: Cryptomeria japonica (Japanese cedar)
Lineage: Eukaryota; Viridiplantae; Streptophyta; Pinopsida; Cupressales; Cupressaceae
Product: myb family transcription factor EFM-like
Exons: 1
Coding region: 1-657 (218 amino acids)
Biological process (GO): regulation of DNA-templated transcription
Molecular function (GO): DNA-binding transcription factor activity; DNA binding
Source: RefSeq, a predicted model, not a curated record
AUGAGUUCUGCUCAGCUGUGGAGUCAGAAUUCUGAAUCUGAAGAGUGCAAGAAAGAGCAAAGGGUUUCCCCACAGGAAAAACUAUUGAAGCCACACGAUUCCCAUUCUGGCCGAUCUGGUCAAGAGCAAAAUUUCGCAUCAAACUCUAAGCUGUUUCCUGAUUCUAAGCAAAGAACUGGAGGUGGAUUCCUCCCAUUUUCAAGAGAGAGACAAAGCAAUCCAGCUAUCUCUGUAAGAUCGGAUGCAGGCAAGACCUUACCAGACCUUGCCUUGUCAUCGGGAGAGCAGGAGGUAGGUUCCUCCCAUAGAUGCAAUGAAAUGGCCAAGUUGAACAAUGCCACCACCACCACAUUCAGGAGUAGUAAAUCCAAGGAACCAAUAGAGACCGCUACGCCUGUGUUCUCCAAGAAAGGGUCAGCAAAACCUAAUGUGGGUGGUUGCUCUCCUGCUCCAACUACAUCCAAUGGGGCUCAAUCUCAGAGAAAAGCUAGAAUGUGCUGGUCACCAGAGCUGCAUAAACGCUUUGUCAGUGCUUUUCAACAGCUAGGUGGCUCACAAGUAGCAAGGCCAAAGCAAAUCAGAGAGCUGAUGAAGGUGGAUGGGCUUACCAAUGACGAAGUCAAAAGUCAUUUACAGAAAUACCGUUUGUACACCUGA